AUGGAUGACACUGAGGACAACGUGGUUGGAGCACUAUUCUUGCAAAAUGGAGAGGACAAUGGCUAUGAUCCAGAAGAUUUUGUAAUGGAACUGGACGUGGGUGAAUCGGUACCACGUUUUCGUAUCUCAGUAGCUGAUGACGAUGGCGGAAUUCCAGGCUCGCUCUUUGCUUGCGCUGUUUGGAAUGGAGCGAGAUUUAUAGCUAUGCAUUUUGCCAAGUACCCUGAGCUGAUUAGAGGUCGAAAGGUUGUGGAAUUUGGGGCAGCUUCAGCGUUGCCAUCGCUUGUAGCGCUCCAUGUUGGGGCCAAAGUCGCGGUUAUAACUGAUUACCCAAAUAACUUGUUAUUAAAAAAUAUUGAAACAAAUAUUAAGCGGAACAAAAGUUUGCUAGGAAGUGGAAGAUAUGAAGUUCGAGGUCACCUUUGGGGAAGUGACAUAACAGAACUAGUGACAUGUCUUCACGAGAAUGCUCACAAUGAGUCAAGAUUUGAUGUUGUGGUCGUAGCAGAAUGUCUGUGGUUACAUGACUUGCACGAAGACUUGCUUAGAUCGAUUGAUGGAUGUUUAGCAGCUAAAGGAAAGGUGUUUGUAAGCUUUGCCCAUCAUGUUCCUGGCCAUGAACAACACGACUUGGAGUUUUUUUCGAAAGCUCAAAAGUUGUACGGUUUCAAGCAAUUCACUUGGAUACUUUAG
This is a messenger RNA of Plasmopara halstedii, 693 nucleotides long. Its product is annotated as Predicted methyltransferase. Gene Ontology annotation, molecular function: protein-lysine N-methyltransferase activity. The record is from RefSeq and is a predicted model, not a curated record. The transcript is spliced from 6 exons. Gene Ontology annotation, biological process: peptidyl-lysine dimethylation. NCBI's taxonomy places the organism in Eukaryota, Oomycota, Peronosporomycetes, Peronosporales, Peronosporaceae. Bases 1 to 693 code for a protein of 230 amino acids.